Messenger RNA from Apus apus (common swift), 1773 nucleotides. RefSeq names its product ubiquitin like 7 (gene UBL7). NCBI's taxonomy places the organism in Eukaryota, Metazoa, Chordata, Aves, Apodiformes, Apodidae. The record is from RefSeq and is a predicted model, not a curated record. Gene Ontology annotation, molecular function: polyubiquitin modification-dependent protein binding. Gene Ontology annotation, cellular component: cytosol. The coding region runs from base 184 to 1326 and encodes 380 amino acids. The transcript is spliced from 11 exons. Gene Ontology annotation, biological process: ubiquitin-dependent protein catabolic process.
GGCUCCUCGCUUAGGUACCGGGGGUGUCUCACGCCGCCCUGUGCCGGGAAAGGGGGGUGUGAGUGGCGGGAGGCGGGUCGGCGGGCGCCGGGCCUUGCUCUUGGCUUCUCGCCCUCCUCGCCCGGUUGUUCCCGCCUCCCCUGUGGCUUCGGCUGCAGCUCCAGGCUGAGGGAGGAGGCUGGGAUGUCCCUGCCGGAGUGGCACAUCGCGGUGAAGCUGGCGGAUCAGCCCCUGGCUCCCAAAUCCAUCCUCCGUUUGCCGGAGGCCGAGCUGGGGGAAUGCCCGCUGGGGGGCUGCAGCAUCUCCUACCUCAAGCAGCUCAUCACGGGCAAGCUGCAGGAGUCUGUCCCCGACCCUGAGCUCAUCGAUCUGAUCUACUGUGGCCGUAAGCUGAGGGAUGAGCAGACCCUGGAGUUUUAUGGCAUCCAGUCUGGCUCCACUGUCCACGUCCUGCGCAGGUCCUGGCCUGAGCCUGACCAGAAGCCAGAGCCUGUGGAUAAGGUGGCAGCAGUGCGGGAGUUCCGGGUGCUCCACACCGCCCUGCACAGCAGCCCUGCCUACAGAGAUGCAGUCUUCAAAAUGCUGGGGAACAAGGAGUCUCUGGAUCAGAUCAUCGUCGCUACUCCCGGCCUCAGCAGUGACCCUGUUGCUUUGGGUGUCCUGCAGGACAAGGAUCUCUUUUCAGUGUUUGCAGACCCCAACAUGCUGGACACGCUGAUUCCAGCUCAUCCUGCUCUGGUGAAUGCCAUUGUCCUUGUCCUGCACUCUGUGGCUGGCAGCACCCCCCUCCCAGCCCCUGAGACCUCCUCCCGAGCCAUGGCCUCUGGAUCCUACAGGGACAUGCCAGGUGGCUUUCUCUUUGAAGGUCUGUCUGAUGAUGAAGAUGACUUCCACCAGAGCAGCAGAUCUACACCAUCCAGCAGCACCUCUGGGUCCCGCCCGGCCUCCCUCGGCUACGCGGGGGCUGCUGGACCCCGGCCCAUCACCCAGAGUGAACUGGCCACAGCACUGGCCCUGGCCAGCACCCCAGAGAGCAGCUCCCACACGCCCACCCCUGGCACCCAGGGUCACUCCUCUGGGACCUCCCCAAUGUCAUCCAGUGUCCAGUCAGGAACACCCAUCACCAAUGACCUCUUCAGCCAGGCCCUGCAGCACGCCCUGCAAGCCUCGGGGCAGCCCAGCCUGCAGAGCCAGUGGCAGCCCCAGCUUCAGCAGCUGCGGGACAUGGGCAUACACGAUGAUGAGCUGAGUCUCCGGGCCCUGCAGGCCACUGGAGGGGACAUUCAGGCUGCCCUGGAGCUCAUCUUUGCUGGUGGGGCUCCCUAGCUCUUUUUUUGGGGCAGGAGAGGCUGGACUGGUGAGUUGCACUGAGGUGGCUGUGACAUUCCUUGGCUUGGGACUUGGCCCUGAAACACUUCUGUGCCCUGAGGUUCCUCCCUCCAGCCUGGAGUGGCUGGGAUGGCUGCUCCUUUCCCUGCAGGUGGGCACUGUGCUCCUGUUGGAAAGCACUGACCAUGCUGAGGGCAGCUCCUCCAGCUCCACGUGCUUUUCUCCAGCCUCUUCCUUCUGGCCACCAGAGAUGAGACCUCAGAACUUUGCCCAGCAUGGAGAAAGUGGUGGCUCUGUAUGUUGGAGAGAUGUAGCACCUAUGGUUCUGCAGCCUUAGACCUGUCAGCAUGUUCUCCUGCUUCUUGUUCUGUUCCUGCCUCAGUCUACCUUGUUUUGCUGUCGUGGUCCCUGUGUCUUUGGCUGCAUUAAAUGGACUGUGUUCCA